Molecule: messenger RNA, 4127 nt
Organism: Xenopus tropicalis (tropical clawed frog)
Lineage: Eukaryota; Metazoa; Chordata; Amphibia; Anura; Pipidae
Product: provisional ortholog of CDC42 effector protein 2
Cellular component (GO): endomembrane system; cytoplasm
Source: RefSeq, marked validated
GCUCUGCGGUCUCCUGGCUGUCAGUCCCGCUCUGUACGCUCCUCAGCCUGCUGGGCCGUUCCGUGGGAUUGUGGAACCUCAGUAGCAUUCCAACAUCAGAUCGAUACAAGACCAUUCCAAUAUCAACCUAGAGCAGUAGCCUUGACUUUCUUCUUUCUGCACCCACCAACUUCUGCCAGUAUUUCUAAUUCUAAUCAUUAGCAUCAAGCGAAAGCACCAGAAGAGAUGCCGGCAAAAACUCCCAUCUAUCUAAAAACUUCCACUCCCAAGCGGGGUAAAAAGCCAAAACUUCGAGACGUACUUUCAAGCGAGAUGAUCAGCCCACCUCUGGGAGAUUUUAGGCACAGCGCUCACAUAGGACUGGAUGGAGAAGGAGACAUGUUUGGAGAGCUGUCAUUUUUGCAAGGAAAGUAUGAUCUUCUUCCAAGCAUGGGUAGAAAGUUUACCAUUCAUAGUACUGAUACCAGCCUUGAUGAAGAGUAUCACAGUGAUGCCGGUCAUGCGAGUUACAGACCAUAUCUGAAGAAUGCAGUGUCUCUUCCAGCCUUCAGUGCUCCCCAUAGUAAGGAGAGAGCCCCACCAAAACCCCCUAGGUUACACUUGGAAGAGACUCCAAGUCAGCGUUCUAUGUCCAUCAGCUAUGGUGAAAGAUGCUUUUCAAGAGAUGAGAAUGUUUCAUUUGCAUCUAUCCCUCUGGACCAAGAGAGCAGUAAUCUUGAGGUUUAUGAUAGUUCAUCUGAGGGAUCAAUCAAUGAAGAUGGUGCUCAGAGCCUUGGUUCCACUUCUGACCCAAUGCAGAAAAACAAAGACAACCAAAUCACCCAGGAACAAGGCAUUCCAAAAUCAGAGUCCCUCUCUGGGCUUGAAUUAGACCUGGGACCUUCCAUCUUGGAUGAUGUUUUAAGGAUAAUGGAUGAUUAUAAACUUUAAGACUAUGAGGAUAAUGGGUUGUUAUUCACUCUUAGAUUAAGGAAAACAGAGAUUUUGUACAAAUAUACAUAAACACUAUUUAUUUACUUGGAUUGCUUUAAUGAGGAACAACUUUCUUAAAGGUUUACUAAACCAACAAUUGUUUGCAAGGCAAACAGUGGGUUAGAACCCAAAAUACUGUCUUACAGUAGAUGUGAGUAUAUAGACUUUACGCACUCCCUACAAAGUUAUCAAACUGUUGUUCCUUCCAGUGGGUGUUCUCCACCAGUUUAUAAAAGGAUUCAACAAAUAUUUUGAGAAGAUAAAGUAGCACUGGGAUAUUUUGCUGCAAGUAGAGCUUGGAUAACGCGAGCUGGCACGGCUCGCGAGGAUGCAAACAACCCAACAUAAUAUGGUCAUUCCGCUAACCAUCUACAGAUCCUGUGUUCUGUACACAAACAUAUGAAAUACAGACUAGUAUUAUGACCCUUAUACUUGACCAGCUGAUGAUUUAGGUUAUAUCCGCAAUAUUGGUAGUCUAUAUGCAUGGUUGGCAGUAGAUAUGGAAUCUUAAAUAAAGCGCAGGGAAAUUUAAGCUGUUUUGCUGAUUAGUGAGUGGAAAGGCUUGCUGUUAGAAUGUAGAUUGCUGCCGUUUAAACAUUUGGUGUUAAAAGGCAGUAUUAUGGCACCAAGGUUCAGCAACCCCAUGCAGUGCCAAAAUAAUCCCCCCAUAUGUUAAAAAAAAGGCACAAAGUUUUCUCAGGUGCAGUAACCCAUAGCAUCCAAAAAGGUGGCCAGAAAAUGCUGUCUGCUGUUUGGUUGUAAGAUGGUAAGAACUGAAGCAAACUUUGCUCCUAUAUUACAAACCACCCUUUUAUAGCCUAAAGCUGGCUAUACUUGGACCAAUGAAAGCUGUUGAGUCAGCAGCAUAUUAGUUGCCCAAUCAAUAUCUGGCCCAAAAUUAGCCUCAUUUUGAUCGGGGAGGUUUAGAAAUCCUAUCAUUCAAGUACUGUGUUGGCUAAUUCCUCGUCCUGAUGGCCUGCAUCCCAUUACUGUGAUCCGAAUGAUUGGAUCAAUCCAAUACCGCCCAUCUGAAGAUGGACCUGUAUCGGUGAAAGAUCUGCUCAUUUAAUGAUCAGGCCAAACAAGCAGAUCUUCACAUGUAUGGCCUACUUAAGUCUCAAAUGAAUUCCAUUUGCAUCAAAUGACAGAGGGCUACAGGAGACAGGAAAAAAGGGCUGCUAUUUUGAACAGCGUCAGGAGUCACUUUGGUUGUUGCAACAUGGAAAAAAUCAAUCAGUAGUUCAUAUUUACUGGCUUUGGGCAUCAUGACAUCAAUUAGGUCAUUUCUAGAUUACUGCAAGAGGGAUAACUUUGCCUGUGUAUUGUAACCAUUUCAUUAGCAGGACAUUUUGUAUGGGUGAUUGUAUAUCUAUGGCAAAAAAACAUCAUGUUUUAGUUUUACAAGGAUCUUAUUGUCUGUGCCAUAAAACUGCUGCUCACUUAAGGAAACUUGUGUAUAAGGACUGGCAUAGAAACGUGAUUACUGCUAUUACAUUUUAAACCUUGUGAUCGUAGCUGUAGCACUCCAGUUAGGAGGAACUGCCCCAUUGCUACUUGUACAUCAGUAUAUUAUUAGGUAAGGAAGGCUGAGCUAUAAAUAAAUUACUUCUAUUAAUACACCAUGGCCCUUGUAUGAAUUGAGCCUUAAAGUUAUCACUGCCAUAAGCAAACGUUAGUCAUAGGAGGUGCUAAUCCAUAUACAUGUCACUGUCAUUGGUAUUCCCUCGGCCUUGGGAGGACUGAGCCCUGAACCUGUCGCUGCUGUUGGUACUCUCUUGUCUUUGGAAGGACUGAUUUGUUAACAUGAUGCUGCUAUUAAUAAACUAACCAUAGCAACGGCAGAAUCAAAAACUUGGCACUGACCUUCAUGCAGUUUUGGUCAAUAUAAUUCUACCAUAUAAACCUUAUUGCUUCAGUAUAUGCAUUCUUGGCUCUAGGAGUUAAUUACCCUUACAAUUAUAAAUGAUCCAGUGUGUGUGCACAAUAGCCCUGGGUUAAAUCGGUUUGAUUUCAGGAAAUCGCACACACACUCAACAAAUUUAUAUAUUAACACCCUAGAAUACACCUGUAGACUAACCAAUGCACACACAUAUGUAAACGCCUAUCUGCAUUGUGCUUUUCUACUUUUAGUAUUAUAAAAGUCGCACUAAUUGUAUAUGAUUUCGUUUUACAUCUGCAAUUUAAAGGAACACUGUCAGCAAAAUAAAAAGUGUUUUUCCCUAAAAAUAUAUGUGUAUGGUUUACUGAAAGAGUAAAAUUUGCUUUAUUUAUUUUUAUUUCAGGGACUGUGAUUAACCAUUGUUCUUGGUCAGUCUCUCCUGCUAACAGGGUGAAGACACACAGGGCGAUUAGUCGCCGUGACUUUUAGAAAAGUCACAGUGACUAAUUUGCGCGACGAAAUUGCGUGCACAAUUUGUUGCGGCAACACAAUUGUACUCUGUGGGCUGAAAGUCGCCACAACUGAGCUAAUAAAAAGUCACGGUGACUAAUCGCCCCAUGUGUUUUCAUCUUAGAGAGUCAGUGCUCUGAAAUACAUUUGUUUUCUUAUACAGGAAUGGGACCUGUUAUCCGGAAACUGUCCAGAAAGCUCUGAAUUGCAGGAAGGCUUCUAUACACUCAUAUAAUUCAAUUUAAAAAAAAAAUUAUUUCCUUUUUCUCUGUAUUAAUAAACUAGAACCUUGUAUUUGAUCCCAACUAAGCUACAAUUGAUCCUUAUUGGAGGUAAAACAAUCCUAUUGGGUUAAAUUAAUGUUUAAAUGAUUUUUAGGACACUUUAGAUAUGGUCCCAUACCUGUAUCAAAAUCCUGCAGCUUUUUUUAGGAUGAUAGUGUCCCCUUAAUCAACAUCUAUGUCUGUGCAUAUGUGUUGACAAUUUCCACAAUUUAAGUCUAGGCAACCUUGACAACACAAUCCCACCCCACUGGUAGAGAAUUCUGGGAGUUGUUGUUCUACUACACUACUGCCUGCCUCAGUUUUAUAGGAAAUGUUCACAGAAAACUGGCCUCUUUUAAUCCAUGAGAUGGGAAACCUAUAGUCUGAUAUAAUGUAUUAAUCUGUGCUCUAUACUGAUGUUAUUAAUGUAAUUAAACAUAAUUACUCUAAACACAUUUAGAUUGUCACUGCCAUUAUGAAAAGGAUUAAAAUUUUCUUCUCUA